UCAUACUUUCCUCAGCAGCAUAAAUAGUGGUAAGCGGAGACGGUUCACCUGGUGUCACUUUACGGCGUCUGUGGAGUACGAUUCAGGGGUCAAAACUGCCUUACGAAAGGACUUUAGGACCAGAGCUGAAGCUUUAAACUACCAAGAAGACUACAGUACAUUCCAAAGGACCGCUCCACGCACUUGGAACCGAGACUCCGACGUUUUCGCGAGCAUAGCAACCCCAACAGCCCUGAAGGAACAGUUUCGGGCUGGAGUAAAUUGUUGUCAAAGCUUUGAAAAGGCCAAAGGUUUCCUGAACCUCUUCUGGGACGCUUUUUUAUCGUUCGGAGUUUCAGCAGCCCUCGUUUGUUGCGGGUAGGAGGAAAGUUUUACACACAUUCUCUGUGCAGUAAGUUGGUCUUCCCGACCACCCCGACUUUUUAAUGUCUGGAGGGUUGGUCCUGUUCCCUGCCGCAGAGUUAGGACGUCUUCAGCGCUGUGGUGGUGACACUUUGCGGCGGUGCUCGAGAGAAGUUCCGAACAGUCUCAACAUGGCGGCCAGCAACCUCGCCCGCGCCGCCUCCAACCCAAACUUGCUGGACUCCGUCAGGACCAUCGGCCCAGAGGAACUCGCAGAGAGGCUGGCGGGCAUGCAGAAGCAGCCGAUAAUGCUAGACUGUAGGUCCUUCAUAGACUAUAAUCUGAACCACAUAAAUGGCGCUCUGAAUGUCAGUUGUUCGGACAGGUUUAGCAAGAAGAGACUCCAACAGGGCAAGGCGUCGCUAGCCGACCUGGUGCCCAACAAGGAGGGCAGGGACAUACUCAUGAACAGGCUGUCCAGAGAAAUUAUUGUUUACGAUGAAAGUACGAGCGAACCAGAACAGAUCCAGCCGUCACAGCCGCUACACGUCGUGUUGGACUCUCUCUUCAAAGAGGGGAGGCAGGCCGCCAUUCUGAAGGGUGGGCUCAAGGAGUUCAAGGAGCAGCACGAGAGCCUCUGCGCCAACAGUCUCAGGAAAGUCAGCAGCGCGUUCGGAGGCGUGCCCGUCGGGGAGGAGUGCGAAACGCCGGACAUUGAUUCCGAACCCCCCUCGCUCGUGCUGCCCUUCAUGUAUCUCGGAAACGAGCGGGACGCGGCGGAUAUCAGGACGCUCUUGAGACUGAACAUCGGGUACAUCCUGAACGUGACGUCGCACAUUCCUCUGCAUCAUGAAGGAUUCUGUGGGAUUAAGUACAAGAGGCUGCCGGCAACCGACAGCCAGCACCAGAACUUGCUACAGUACUUCGAGGAAGCUUUUGAAUUCAUUGAUGAGGCCAGGUCAAGUGGGAGAAACCUGCUGAUCCACUGCCAGGCGGGCGUCUCUCGCUCGGCAACCAUCGCCAUCGGUUACAUCAUGAAGCACACGCGCAUGACCAUGAUGGACGCGUACAAGUUCGUCAAGAACAAGAGGACGGUCAUCUCCCCGAACUUGAACUUCAUGGGACAGCUGGUCGAGUAUGAGACGGCCUUGAACAUCGGGCUCACGCCCAGGGUGCUCUACCCGAGGCUACGCGGCUUGGAAACGAGCGUGUGAGACCACAAACAUUUUUUGUUCCGAGACUCGCCAAGGUCUGGACCUUUCCUUGACUCUGUCCAUCCAUCUUAUCGCCGACAGGGGGACAACAGGAGACCCCACCCCUCAGGGUCGGACCAAGGGGCUCCCCAGAAGAAUAGACUUUUCUUUUUUCUUUGUGUUGUUUUGAGUUUCAAGGCCGUCUCAUUCAGAGGUUGUCAGGCUCCUGCUGAAAUUACAGUGCGGUGAGGUCAGUCCAUUCCUUUCAUGCUGAGGGUCCUUCUGGAGUAAACAUCUGUGCCUCCUACUAGAAGGAGCAGGGCUUGAGAUACUUCUUCCUGCAUGCCUGCACCCGGUGUAGGUAAUAUAAAAAUUUUAUCUGCAGGGCAAGAAGAUUUGUGGAAGUUUAUAUCAAACUGGAAACUGCACAUGAACCAUUUCAAAUUUUUUGUUUGUUUGGUACUUCCCCUGUAAAAUCUGCAUGCAUUCAGUACACAUAUCCAGGUCUUAAACCAGUGCAGGUAGACAUCAUAUUCGGAAACACCUGCACAACUCCAAUGCUACCUACACUGCGCCCGUAUGUACCCAGUACAUGGCCCAGUGCAGGUUAGCUGCAGGUAGACACCAGAAAUACCUGCACAGCUCCAAUUUUACCUGCACUGACCUGUAUGAAAUGCAGGGGGUAUUUCGAGCCCUGAGGAGGAAGUGUUCAGUUCCAGGCACUACAAUGUUGACAUGAUGUCAUAGUCUGUGGCCAGUCCGUUCUCUUUGUGUUGUUUUGAGUAUCUGUAAACAAACAGUUUCUCAUUGUUGUAAGCCGGUUCAUGUUCCCUCCUGGUACUAGUACCUAGUUCGUGGACUGUAUAUAUUUUUGUAUACUUGUAUGAACUUGCUGUCAACUGUGCAGACGGUAACAGAAUGUGUAUUUUGUAUUGUUUUCUCUUGUUACAACUCUGUCAGCAUUGCUGGUGCCAUGUCCCCUACUGCAGCAGGGAAGUGAUACAUCUGGCCAGGUGUGGGACAUUCUUGUCGGAUGAGCAAAGCUUUUAAAGGAAACCAAAUCUGGGUCUCCUACAUGCUCUUUCAGGGCUCAAAAUACCUGUCUAGAAUCUGCAAUUAGCAAAGAAAAUUUCAAAAUUAUGUAAAGAGAUAAGCAACUUGCAGUUUUUCAUACUGAAAAAAUAAAAUUCUUUUAAGGUAUGUACCAGGAAUCAAAAAGCUUGUAUUUCUUAGUUUAGUAGAAUAUGAUUUGAUGAGAGAUGAAUUAAUUCUUAUGAGUUACACAGCUUUGUAUAUUGAUAGUUUUCUUUAGGAUUCAUCUGCAUAUUUGAUAUUUGCAGAGAUUAUUUUUUUGUUUUUGUUUAAAAACGGCAGAUAAAAUUUCUGACAACUCUUGCAGCUUACCUGGAAAAACAGUACUUCGAGCCCUGACUUAUUUUUGUUGUUCUGUACCUGUACUGUGCUCCUAUCUCUCCUCAGUCUGACCAAACCUGUACCUGUCCCAGGCUGUUUGUUUUCCCACCUUAGUUAAUAUUCAACCCUCCUACAUGGCCUUGUUGCUGAGAUGUUCGAAUGUCAUGUGGAAAUUUGCCAAAGACCAAAUCUUAAAGGGGCCAUUUUGUAAAUAUUGUUAUAACCAGAGCGGGGAUUUCAAACGCCUUCAGAAGAGUAGUAGUCCCUGCUCCCCUUUGACUGUCAGAUUUUCAGAAUAAAGGUUCUUUGUAAUUUCCA
Branchiostoma floridae (Florida lancelet) is the source of this 3266-nucleotide messenger RNA. Its product is annotated as dual specificity protein phosphatase 10-like. Gene Ontology annotation, biological process: protein dephosphorylation; negative regulation of MAPK cascade. Gene Ontology annotation, molecular function: MAP kinase tyrosine/serine/threonine phosphatase activity; protein tyrosine/threonine phosphatase activity. Bases 426 to 1556 code for a protein of 376 amino acids. The record is from RefSeq and is a predicted model, not a curated record. The transcript has 3 exons. Lineage: Eukaryota; Metazoa; Chordata; Leptocardii; Amphioxiformes; Branchiostomatidae. Gene Ontology annotation, cellular component: cytosol; cytoplasm.